Messenger RNA from Neodiprion fabricii, 4512 nucleotides. RefSeq names its product WD and tetratricopeptide repeats protein 1-like (gene adp). Gene Ontology annotation, cellular component: cytoplasm; Cul4-RING E3 ubiquitin ligase complex. The record is from RefSeq and is a predicted model, not a curated record. Gene Ontology annotation, biological process: negative regulation of fatty acid biosynthetic process. The coding region runs from base 393 to 2507 and encodes 704 amino acids. Lineage: Eukaryota; Metazoa; Arthropoda; Insecta; Hymenoptera; Diprionidae. Gene Ontology annotation, molecular function: protein binding. The transcript has 14 exons.
UGUAUUUUCCCUAUGGUCACCGAUGGUGUUCAUUGAUGUAUUAAACUGGUUUGAAACGUCAAAAAUCCGUUUAUAACACGAUAUACAUCAGGAUUGCCUGAACGUAAUGGAAAAACCGCUUCGGCGCUGACAGCCGGCUCGUAAUUUCGUUUAAAAAGGCAACAAAAACAAUCCCACUAUCGCCGGGGCUUUUCCAUUAAAGUUGCCAAUUUUUCUAACCAAAUACAAUUCAUAUAAAGUCAUUAACGUCUUUAUUGUGUCGUAUUCAGGCACAAGCAGCCUUCAGUCUAGUGGAACGGUCAUGGGAAUCCAAACAAAUGUUUCACGUCUUAAGAUAUCUUGAUUAAAAAACGUUGUACUGUCAGAAUUACAACAGCAAUAUACAGAGCAGAAUGAAGAUGUUUUCCAAAGAAAAUCCCAGAGUUGUGGACCUGGUCCGUCAAAGAGAACUGUCGGAAUCCUGUGCCGCUUCUCUGUCAAGGAAACUGCAGGUGACUGAUGAUUUGGUAGCCCGUUUGGGUUUAGAAAAAGAGCUUGAGGGUCACGGAGGUUGUGUCAAUUGUUUGGAAUGGAAUGAGUCCGGGGAAAUUCUUGCGUCUGCUUCGGACGACACACAUGUCAUACUGUGGGAUCCGUUCAGAUAUACAAAGAAAAAGGUAUUUCGCACAGGACACAGUGGAAAUAUAUUUUCUGUCAAGUUUAUGCCAAAAUCAAACGAUGGCAUUUUGGUAACCGGAGCAGGGGACUGCUGCAUUCGUGUUCACGAUAUCACAGUCUCAGACACGAUAUUAGUAUGUAGUUGCCAUAAAGGUCGUGUGAAAAGGAUCGCAACAGCGCCAAGUGUACCAUUCAUGUUUUGGACUGCUGGAGAAGACGGGCUAAUAUUGCAAUAUGACACAAGGGUUCCACACAGUUGCACAUCCCAGGACCGAAGGGCAGUUCUUAUUAACCUGGUCAAUCACCUUGGUCGUCUCGCCGAAGCAAAAUGCAUCACGAUUAAUGCUCGCAGACCAGAACUCAUUGCCAUCGGUGCCAAUGAUGCCUAUGUCAGGAUGUACGACAGAAGAAUGAUCAAACCAUCUACUUGCCAGGCUACGCCAGCCUCCAAUGUCGACGCAGUGAAUGAAAACUCGGAGGGAAUUGAUGCUCAAGCCCACUUGCAGCGUGCUGGAAAAGGCGACUCAGACGAUAACAUUCCCUUAGGCUGUGCUCGGUACUUCGUUGCCGGCCACUUGCGAACGCGGCAUCAAGACCAAAAGAGGAAUAGAAGCCUAGCUGCAACUUAUCUCACAUUUAGCGCCGAUGGAAAUGACCUUCUCGUCAAUAUGGGUGGCGAACAAAUUUAUCUCUUCGACGUUAACAAGGGCAGCAGCUCAAAAUUCCUUCCUAAGUGGACGAAUGGGACGCGAUAUUCGGUGCCCGGUGAUCAAUGGUGCUCGGAUCAAAAGCGGGAUGAGGGAAUCCAGCUAGAGACUUACUUCAAGCAUAAUGACCCUUUGGUCCUGCCCAUUCACAUUGAGAACAUCAAAGAAGAAGCAAAUACAGCCUUUCAGAAACAGAAGUAUACAACGGCGAUAAACUUGUACAACAAGGCUAUAGCUUGGUGCCCGCACGGAGCUGUCCUUUACGCAAAUAGAGCUGCAUCCUUCAUGAAACGUGCCUGGGAUGGCGACAUCUAUGCAGCGCUUCAGGACUGUCAAACGACGAUUCUUCUCGAUCCAAGACACGUCAAAGCUCAUUUUAGACUAGCCAGAUGUCUUUACGAGUUAAACCGAGCCCCGGAAGCUCACAAAGUGAUAAAAAACUUCCAGCAGAAUUUUCCCGAAUUUGCAACAAACUCAGCUUGCCGGGCUUUGUACAAAGACAUCAAGAAAGCACUCGGCUCUGAGGAAACCAAUGAAGAAGAAACUGAUGAGGUUGAAGAAGAAGAGGACAAGGAUGAGGUCGAAUUUCCCGUAGGCCAAGUCGCGCAGGGUGUAUCAGCACACGAGCUGUACUGGCAACGAAACAGCGUUGAUUACGAUAUCCGAUUCUGUGGUCACUGUAAUACGACGACUGACAUAAAAGAGGCAAAUUUCUUUGGCAGCGAUGGGCAAUACAUUGUGGCAGGAUCUGAUGACGGAUCUUUUUUCAUAUGGGACCGUGAAACAACAAAUAUUCUUAGAGUGCUACGCGGCGAUGAAAGCAUCGUUAAUUGCCUUCAACCACAUCCAUCUUCGUGUCUCCUGGCCACUAGUGGUAUCGAUCCAGUUAUUCGGCUAUGGAGUCCUCGCCCAGAGGAUGGGAGCCAGAACGAGCGAGCUAUAGAAAAUCUGGAGGAUGUAGCGUCGGCAAAUCAAUUAAGGAUGAAGAGCAACACGUUUGAAUUGAUGCUGUUGAACAUGGGAUACAGGUUUCCAGGGCAACAGGAUCACAACCAGGAUCAAUCGGGCGAUGACGGAGAUGAACGUGAGCGACCAAUGAGUCCAUCACAGACAUCACAAUCGCUCAAUUGCCGCCAGAGUUAAGAGAUGAAGCCAUACACAGUCGGAUGAGAGUAAUAAGAAUGACAGAGGAUUAAGAAGCUGUAAAAUUCAUUUGUCCAUAAACCCUCGACGCUUUUAUGAAGAUCGAAAUUAAUGACGCCGAGGUACACGUAAUAGACCGAUAAUCUAACUAACGACCACUGUCUCUCCAACGAAACCAGCCACCUCGACAGUGAGGUUUUACACGACUUUUGCUUCUCGUCAUAUACUGAAUGCACACAGCAUUUCGACAUUUCUAUGAAUGCAGACAUUCUGGAAAAGAAAUAUAGUAAUUAAAAUAUCAAAGACGCUCCACUCUCCUGACCUGAAAUAAGCUGAAGAGUUUUGAUCGAUUUACCUGGCCUGAGUUUUGAGAGUGUGUUCUAUGCCCCGCAUCAAAUCAUUGGUUUUUAAAACGAGAAGCAUUUGCCUAUUAACUCGUUCGAGCACUUCGCUAAUUUGGGGCAGAACGUUGGGAAGUUCCUCCUGAAAAGCGUCUCUCUGCAAGUUCGAACAAUCGGUGGUAAAAUUGAUCCAACUGAUUGGCACAAGAACAAACCAGCAAUCAAAUCCAUAUCACAUACCUCACUAUCGGUGAACUUGGUCUUUUGAAUACCCGCCAUUAUCGUAUCCCAACUUCGCCCAGAUACCAUACAAACAAGGAGUCCGUAUAGAUCGCCGACGCCAAGAGUCUCUGCGUAUUUUCGCAUCUGUAUUCUGUCACCAUUCAAUAUUGCGAGCCACAGCUUGGCAUACUCCCAUCGGAAUUGAUCAGAAAGUGUCUGAGACAGGGAAUAAAACGGAAGAUAGGACAAUACAUUCAGGACAUACGAUAACGGAGCCAAGUAGCGCUUACCGCAUAUAAACCAUGAUCCAGCAGCACAAUUUCCGCCUCGUGAUCCCUUUUCCUUAUCAAGAUAUUUCCGGGGUGAGGAUCGGAGUGGACGAAACCGUCAACAAAUAUCAUGCGACUAUAGAGCCGCCCGAGUUUACCGCUAACUUCGUACGGGUUCACGUUAUGCGCUCUCAGGUAGUCGACAUCGUUAACGUACCCACCUUCGAGAAAUUCCAUUGUUAGAACUCUAGAUGACGAGAACUCCCAGAAUAUGCUUGGAACCUGAUGAUAAAAUUUGUUAAAAAAUACAGUCAAUAUUGGAGUAAAACUGGGAAAAAAUUUCGAAGAAAAUAUGGCAACUUUCCGACCUUAAGCCAAUGGAAAUCCUUGAAGAGACUCUUGACCUUCUCUGCAUUUCUUCCCUCAAGGGUGAAGUCUAGCUCCUGAGGUAUAUUUUUCUUUGAUUCGUCCACUAUCCAGUCAAACUUAAAUUCUGGAAAGACCCACGAUGUGAUCUUCACGAGAGCUGCCAUUGUCUUGAUGUCGACAUAAGAGUUGGACUUUACAGCCCUGAAGAGAUCAAUUUUGAUAAUGAAAGUUGAGAUGGCUACACUCAUUCGUUACAUUCUUAAUUUUACUCACCUGUGCUGCACCUUCACCGCAACUGAUCUUCCAUCAAGAAGCACGGCUUUGUGAACUUGGGCAAGACUGGCCGUACCCAAGGGAACGGAUUCAAUCGAUUUAAAUAUUUCAUAAGCCUAAAAUAGAUGCGAAAGAUGUUUAUACCUGCUCGAAAAGCAUUAAAUAAGGAUUAAAUAUGCAUAUUCUACUUACAUCCUUUUUGAAAUCCUCUUUUAUCACAGUCAGGAUAUCAGGAAAGGAAGACUGGGGAGCUGAGCUGUGCAAUAUUCUCAGAGUUUUUACGUAUUCAGCAGGCAGCAGAUAGUCCAAUGCUCCAAUGUGCUGCCCCACCUGUAAAAUAGAACUAGUAUUGUCAUCGUUGUUGCAUUACUGCUAAAUAUUUGGUGCUUACCUUAAUGUAGACACCCUUGUUAGCGCAACAGAGAUCCAGCAGUUUUUGAGCACCGUAUAAAUGCACUUCAGAUUUCAGCUUUGCAUACUCAGGAGACUCUUUGUCAAGUUUAGCCGAAUAGAGCUUUGUUUUGUAAUGUG